This is a messenger RNA of Mercenaria mercenaria, 1117 nucleotides long. Its product is annotated as proline rich transmembrane protein 1B-like. The coding region runs from base 229 to 690 and encodes 153 amino acids. The record is from RefSeq and is a predicted model, not a curated record. Lineage: Eukaryota; Metazoa; Mollusca; Bivalvia; Venerida; Veneridae. The transcript is spliced from 4 exons. Gene Ontology annotation, cellular component: membrane.
GCAACAGGUAUCUUGCGUAAACAUGAUAAACAACAUGAUCGAUUUUAGGAUAAGGAGUUUUUGUUUUGGUCAUCACUACAGUGGAAUGUGAGGGACUUAAAUGUACGAAUAUACUUAAAAGUCUUAUAGAGAUUGUUUUAUUCUGGAAUAUAUCUUCCUUGUACAUUGUUAUAAGUUCUUUUAGUAUAAAGGAUAGUGUGCAACAUACAUUCAGGUACUUGAAAUAAAAUGGCGUAUCAAGCAGGUUACGACCAACCGGAGAAUAGAUACCUGAGAAAGUAUCCUAAUUUCGGUAAGGAUGAAUUACCCUCUUACCAAUCUUUAGGAACACAGCAACAGUCUGGUUCUGGGCAGCCGCCAUCCUACGAGUCAGCAACUUACGUGGUUUCUCGUCAACCACAACAAGGUGGAACAGUGAUUUAUCGAAGUCGGCCUCCUGACUACCUGAUACCUUCAAUUAUUGCCUGUUUGUUUUGCUUCUGGCCUACAGGGCUAUGUGCUGUCGUCUACGCAAAAGAGGCUAACGAUAAGGCAGUUGCUGGUGAUUUCCGUGGGGCCGAAAGGAUGGCCACCAAAGCCAGGAACAUGCUGGUAUCCAGUGUUGUUAUAGGAGCAAUCAUUUGGAUUUCGUCUGGAAUAAUUACAUAUUUUCUCAUUUACAACAUCGAGAAAAACGGUUCUGGUUUUUAACAGGUCAUUUUGUCGUUCACAAGAUUAUCGUUUUCUGAAACAAGAAUUACUACUAGCUUGGUCUUGUGAAUAUAGCCAUGAUAAUAUUUACAAAUUUCUAAGUCAUAAAUAAAAUAUUGUUCUGUGUAGACUUUGAUUGAGGCGGUGAUAUGUAACAUAUCUAAGUAUAUAUAUAUAUAUAUAUAUAUAUAUAUAUAUAUAUAUAUAUAUAUAUAUAUAUAUAUAUAUAUAUAUAUAUAUAUAAGUUGAUUAUAGUACCAGCUAAAUGUUCAAUAUAUUUCGCAAAUGGACGGGUAUCUUACACUAUUCUUCUGGAAAGUUAAAAUUCAUUUCAGUUCGGAGUACAUUAUGCAUUGAUAUUUAAAGUUAAUGUUUACAGCUGAAGUUUUACACCAACAGAAUAUUUCAAUAAAACAUAAUCCCAUCA